AUGUCGUACGGCGGUGGCUAUGGCGGAGGCCGCGGCGGCGGCGGUGGUUACGGAGGCGGACACUCCAACGGGUACGAUGCCUACGGAGGCUACGACUACGGUUCUCAAGGUCGCUACGAUGAUCAUUCCUACUCAGCUGGAUACGGCGGCGGACAUGGCCAUUCCAACGGCGGAGGCGGUUACUCGAACGGCUACUCGGGCUCGAACGGCUACAGUGGAGGAGGAGGCGGCGGCUUUGGAGGCGGCGACCGCAUGAGCAACCUCGGCGCAGGUCUGAAGCAACAGAACUGGGACAUGAAUACACUUCCAAAGUUCGAGAAGUCGUUCUACAAGGAGGCACCCACGGUCGCUGCCCGCUCGCAGGCUGAAGUCGAUGCGUUUCGCAAGGAGAAUCAGAUCGCCAUUCAAGGUCGCGACGUCCCAAAGCCAGUCGAGACCUUCGACGAGGCCGGCUUCCCCAACUAUGUCAUGACUGAGGUCAAGGCUCAGGGCUUCGCCAAGCCCACCGCCAUUCAGUCGCAGGGCUGGCCGAUGGCUCUUUCUGGUCGCGACGUCGUCGGUAUUGCCGAGACCGGAUCUGGAAAGACCCUCACCUACACCCUCCCUGCCAUCGUCCACAUCAACGCGCAGCCACUCCUCUCCCCAGGCGAUGGCCCCAUCGUCCUCAUCCUGGCACCAACCCGUGAGUUGGCGGUCCAAAUUCAAGAAGAAGUCAGCAAGUUUGGAAAGUCUUCGCGCAUCCGCAACACUUGCGUCUACGGCGGUGUUCCAAAGGGUGGCCAGAUUCGUGAUCUCUCUCGUGGUGUCGAGGUCUGCAUUGCCACCCCAGGCCGUCUCAUCGACAUGCUGGAGUCCGGAAAGACCAACCUCCGCCGCGUCACUUACCUGGUUCUGGACGAGGCCGACCGCAUGCUCGAUAUGGGUUUCGAGCCUCAGAUCCGCAAGAUCAUCGGCCAGAUUCGCCCUGACCGUCAGACCUGCAUGUGGUCUGCCACCUGGCCGAAGGAAGUCCGCCAGCUUGCCUCCGAUUACCAGCAGAACUUCAUCCAGGUCAACGUCGGUUCGCACGAUCUAGCUGCUAACCAUCGUAUCACGCAGGUUGUCGAAGUCGUCUCCGACUUUGAGAAGCGUGAGAAGAUGUCCAAGCACCUGGAGCGUAUCAUGGAGGAGCCCAGCCACAAGAUCCUCGUCUUCACCGGAACCAAGCGCACGGCCGACGACAUCACCCGCUUCCUCCGCCAGGACGGCUGGCCAGCACUUUCCAUCCACGGCGACAAGCAGCAGAACGAGCGCGACUGGGUGCUCAAUGAGUUCAAGACGGGCAAGAGCCCAAUCAUGGUCGCCACCGACGUGGCUUCCCGUGGUAUCGACGUCAAGGACAUCACUCAUGUGUUCAACUACGACUACCCCAACAACUCGGAAGACUACGUUCAUCGUAUCGGCCGUACCGCUCGUGCUGGUCGCAUGGGCACUGCCAUCACCCUCUUCACUGCUGACAACUCCAAGCAAGCUCGUGACCUCCUGAACAUCCUCAAGGAGGCAAACCAGACCAUCGACCCACGCCUUGCCGAGAUGGCUCGCUACGGCGGCGGUGGAGGUGGCGGUGGUCGCGGCUGGGGCGGUGGCCGUGGCCGUGGAGGAGGCCGAGGCGGAGGUGGAGGAGGCUGGACCGGCAGCAACAACGCUCCGAUCGGUGGCAACCGCCGCUGGUAA
Zasmidium cellare ATCC 36951 is the source of this 1713-nucleotide messenger RNA. RefSeq lists its product as uncharacterized. The record is from RefSeq and is a predicted model, not a curated record. Bases 1 to 1713 code for a protein of 570 amino acids. The transcript has 4 exons. Gene Ontology annotation, biological process: rRNA processing. Gene Ontology annotation, molecular function: RNA helicase activity; RNA binding; ATP binding. Gene Ontology annotation, cellular component: ribonucleoprotein complex; cytoplasm; nucleus. Lineage: Eukaryota; Fungi; Ascomycota; Dothideomycetes; Mycosphaerellales; Mycosphaerellaceae.